Chelonia mydas (Green sea turtle) is the source of this 1958-nucleotide messenger RNA. It is a transcript of the gene LHFPL1, whose product is annotated as LHFPL tetraspan subfamily member 1. The transcript has 5 exons. NCBI's taxonomy places the organism in Eukaryota, Metazoa, Chordata, Testudines, Cheloniidae. The record is from RefSeq and is a predicted model, not a curated record. Gene Ontology annotation, cellular component: membrane. The coding region runs from base 859 to 1521 and encodes 220 amino acids.
CCUUAACACCUGAUGGUGCUGUAUUAAGGUAGGAACAGCAGCACUCACCUGCCUCACUAUCACAUGACCUAAAAUAGAGUCCAACAGCUCUGAGCAAGUACUGGCUUCUCCUGCUUCGAGAGAAAGUCCUGCCAAAAUCAUAGUCUUAAGGAUUGUUGUCGUGAUUCCUGAGCACUUGAAAACGUCCUGAAGGAAUAUCCAGCACGUUUUACCCCUACUGGAUUUCAUUUUUGCUUUGUCCAGCAAUAAAAAAUGUCCCUGAAACCUCUUCACCCAUGGAGCACUGGGGAAGCCUAAAGUUAGAGAGAUUGCAGCUGAACAUAGCAAUGGCAUCAGAAAGACCUGCUAGCACUGUCAGAGUCGGCUGUGAGGUCAACUGACAACGACACAGCAGAAUCAGAACUUUCAGCACCCUGAGCAAAUAAUAAACAAAUGUUUCCAACAAGAGACUGUCUCUGGGCCCAAAUGUAUCAGUCAGCAGGCCUGGCCGGGCCCAGCACUCAGGAAAAGGACUAAGAACACAAUGGAGUGAAAUAAGAGGGAUACUGCUGGUUUGUUGGGUGCAGGAGGAAGUUGGCAGGGAUCCAUAGUUAUUUGCAAUAUAUAGAGGAUAAGAAUAUUUGUAGGACUUUUUUUGAAGAAAAAAAAAAAGGAUAAUUUUGCCUGGAGGAAGCUGGUGGCUUCUGAAAGUAGAGAGGCAGACCCGAGCACGGUUCCUGUUUUCAGUCUGGGCUGAGUCCCUUCUAUUGGCCCUCUUUUGUCCCUCUCUGAGGUUUGUGAAGACCCCUGACAAGGAGACACUUUGAAUGCCCUGAGGCAGCUACCUUUAAUUUCACUUCUAACCGGAGAUCUAAGAAGAUGGGCAGCAGUUUGACGCUGGUUGGGGCCCUCUGGGCUUUCCUAUCCUUUCUCACAGCAGUUGCCAGCUCGGCCAGUUAUUUUGUGCCCUGUUGGCUCUUUGGUUCCCAGCUGGGGAAGCCAGUUUCAUUUGGCACCUUCCGACGGUGCACGUACCCAGCUCGGACGGAGGAGAGGCACCUGGUGAUGGUGGAAGAAUGUGGGAGGUAUGCCAGUUUUGGGGCUAUCCCCAGCUUAUCCUGGCAGAUCUGCACCGUGGUGACCGGAAUUGGCUGUGCCUUGCUGCUCCUGGUGGCGUUAGCAGCCAUCCUGGGUUGCUGCGUGGAAGAGCUCAUCUCUCGGAUGAUGGGACGCUUCAUGGGGGCAGCCCAGUUUGUAGGAGGGCUGUUGAUAAGCUCAGGCUGUGCUUUGUACCCCUUAGGAUGGAACAGCCCAGAAAUACAGCAGACAUGUGGGAAUGCCUCCAAGCAAUUUCAGUUAGGAACCUGCAGACUUGGCUGGGCAUAUUACUGCAUGGGAGGUGGGGCGGCUGCAGCCAUGCUGAUCUGUACCUGGCUCUCAUGCUUCGCUGGAAAACAUCCCAGACCUGUCAUGUUAGUGAAGAGCAUCAUGCAGAGUGCAAAUCCGUAUGGAGUGGAGCUCGAGUGCUGCCUUAAACAAUGAGCUUUCCCGGAUACUCUCCUAAAAAAGAAGGAGGAGUGCUGGCCACAUGGUCCAAACUUCUCUGACUGAUACACAUGAACCCCCACUUUUCUGUCGACAGCAGGGGCCAAAGACUGCUCCCAACUACUGUUGCGUAUCUGGGCUAACAACAUUCAGGUGGGGGUCACUCUAGAUUUACACUGGUGUAACUGAGAGUACAACUUGGCUACAAUGAUCAUAGAAACAAUUACAGUCUCCUUGUGGACCAGGCGCUAAGAACAAGAGGCCAAUUUCCUCUGCAUCGUGAAUCCCUUGAAAUCAGGGGAUGAAUUUGGUCCAAGGAAAAUAAGAAUUCAUUUCAUGCAUUCUCUGAAUAUAAGAUACAUCUCCAUUAAUAAUAAUACAUAACUCUUAUCUAGCAUUUUUCCUCAGUAGAUCUCAAAGCGUUUUACCGAUGA